This is a messenger RNA of Cajanus cajan (pigeon pea), 1219 nucleotides long. Its product is annotated as ELMO/CED-12 family protein. The record is from RefSeq and is a predicted model, not a curated record. NCBI's taxonomy places the organism in Eukaryota, Viridiplantae, Streptophyta, Magnoliopsida, Fabales, Fabaceae.
AAUUAUGUUUUUUUAUAUAUUUAUUUUUCUCUCUCUAGUAAUUGCUACAGGUGAAAUCAGCGGAUAAACAGAAUAGGAAUGAUGGGGAGGUUGAAUUAUAGGAGGGGAGCAUGAGUUGAGUGCAAUCAUAGAUAGGUCACCCAUUUCUUACAAAAUGGAUUUGUCUUUUUCUUCCUUCCGCUUUCGGUUAAAGGAAAAAGGUUGAAACACCCUUGUUCCUGAUUGCACCCUCAUGAGGCUGAGGAAGCGUAAACGAUGUUUUCCUUCUUGUUCCUCUCUUCGCAAAGUUGACGAGGAUGAGAUUUAUUGGAGACAGAGAAAGGAAGAUGAAGAGUUGGAAUGGACACCAAAUUCCACUCACUUAAUAUCUCAGUUGACUCAAUGUUUUACUAAUGCUAUGGUUGGAUCAAGAUCAUGGAUAGGAGGACUCUUUCACCGCAUAAACACCAAGCAAAAUGAAAAAUUUGUUGACUAUCCUUUGAGUCCUGUUGAGGAGGAAAGACUUCAUAGGCUUCAAGAACGGGUGCAAGUGCCUUAUGAUGAGACUCGUCCUGAUCAUCAAGAAUCAUUAAGAGCUUUAUGGGAUUGUUCCUUUCCUAAUGUAUCUCUGGAAGGCUUAAUAUCUGACCAAUGGAAAGAUAUGGGAUGGCAAGGUCCUAAUCCAUCGACUGACUUUAGGGGAUGUGGCUUCAUUUCCCUUGAAAAUCUACUGUUUUUCGCAAGGAAAUAUCCGGCAUCUUUUCACAGGCUGUUGUUGAAGAAAGAUGGAAAUAGAGCAACAUGGGAAUAUCCAUUUGCUGCUGCUGGCAUUAAUAUAUCAUUUAUGUUGAUACAGAUGUUGGAUUUAUGCUCAGAAAAGCCACGAUGUCUUCCGGGAAUGAAUUUUGUCAAGUUAUUAGGAGAAAAUGAAGAAGCAUUUGAUGUUCUAUAUUGUAUAGCUUUCGAGAUGAUGGAUGCGCAAUGGCUGGCUAUGCAUGCUUCCUACAUGGAUUUUAACGAGGUUCUGCAAGCAACACGAAUACAAUUGGAGAGAGAGUUAUCCUUAGAAGACAUCAACAAAAUACAAGAGCUGCCUGCUUACAAUCUGUUGUAACAAUAGCUUAAUUCUUCCUCUUCUGUCCAUAAGCAAAAAAUUCCAAGUGACACAAUUUUUGUAAGUUCAUCACAAAGUCACAAUGCUUAUCCUCAAUGAACUGCAGGGCUUUACUCCUCUUCUGAA